Messenger RNA from Cercopithifilaria johnstoni, 312 nucleotides. The record is from the annotation of a GenBank genome assembly. Lineage: Eukaryota; Metazoa; Nematoda; Chromadorea; Rhabditida; Onchocercidae.
AUGGCAUCUGAUGCCAUCACACAGUGUCACAGUUGUCAUGAUUGUGGCAGGAGCUUUGCUUGUUCUCCCGUCCAUUGCAUACAUCUAUCUAUCGUCGUUGAAAGAAUUGAACUGUGUCGCUGUUAUCUUCUGUCAGUCAGCUCCAUGAUGAUGAUGACGACGAUUGGGAUAGCGAUGGCGUUGGUAAUGUUUGUUGGUAACAAAAUGUUGAUGACAACAAUGGUGAUGACGAUGACGAUGAUGACGAAGAUGAUGAUGAUGAUCAUACAAGUUUGCAUUGAUGAAGAUGGCAGACGAAAGGCAUCGAAAUAA